Molecule: messenger RNA, 530 nt
Organism: Prunus persica (peach)
Lineage: Eukaryota; Viridiplantae; Streptophyta; Magnoliopsida; Rosales; Rosaceae
Exons: 1
Coding region: 198-491 (97 amino acids)
Biological process (GO): cellular response to nitrogen starvation; response to osmotic stress
Source: RefSeq, a predicted model, not a curated record
AAAUACAGGCCUAACCCAAUGAGCCCACUCCCCCAUAGCAUUCUUCAACCUUCCCCUUCCAUUAUAAUUUGUUUUCCCACACAAAACCCACGAACCCAAAUCUCUCAUUUACCAAAAGGGAAAAUCUCUCUCUCUCUCUCUCUCUCUCUCUCUCUCUCUCUCUGUUUUGCAUUGUUAAUCUGUGAGAAUCAAUCAGAAUGCCUCGUCUAAGCGCUUUGGCACUCAUUUUCUUAGUGGUCUUGGCCUCAUUUGCGGCAGCUUCAGAAAGCAGAAAGCUUUUGGACAUGAAGAAGCAGGAUUGUGAUGGCCAGUACAGGAAGAGAGUGGCUUCUCUGUUUCUGGGUGCCCUUCCAAAGGGCACAGUGCCAGCUUCUACGCCCAGCAAGAAGGGUCACGCCGUCGUCAUCAACGAGAAGCUCAUUGCUCGCCAUCUCAGUAGCAACGAUCGGAUUCUGGCGCAGGCUGUUCCCAGCCCCGGUGUUGGCCAUUGAUUCAUUGGUAGCAUAUAUACCAGAAAUAUUAUUCUUAUA